This is a messenger RNA of Anneissia japonica, 1665 nucleotides long. RefSeq lists its product as uncharacterized. The coding region runs from base 1 to 1665 and encodes 554 amino acids. The transcript is spliced from 2 exons. The record is from RefSeq and is a predicted model, not a curated record. Gene Ontology annotation, molecular function: catalytic activity. Lineage: Eukaryota; Metazoa; Echinodermata; Crinoidea; Comatulida; Comatulidae.
AUGACACCCAGCAAGAAGAAACAGAAAUGCGAAAUUUUCCAGCUUGGCAGCUGGAAUGUCAGAACCAUGUGUCCUGGCAUGAAUGAACAUAUACUGAUGACAGAAAACAUACGUAAUUCAGCACUAAUUGACCGUGAGUUAGAUAAACGUCAUAUUGAUAUUGCUGCACUACAGGAAACAAGACUAGCAGGCACAGGUUCAAUACGUGAAGUAAAUUAUACAUUCUACUGGCACGGCAAGAGUUCUGAAGAUCGCCGUGAAUAUGGUGUAGGCUUUGCAGUAAGCAACAGACUAAUACAGAAGAUUGAAUCGCCAGUAGUAACCUCUGAACGCAUUAUCUCACUACGUCUAUCAUCAAAAGGAGGAUUUGUCAACAUUAUUAAUGUUUAUGCACCAACUCUGUAUGCAAAUGAGCAAGAUAAAGAUACUUUCUAUGACUGUCUAAAUGAGAUUUUGGCACGAGUACCACACGGAGAGAAGCUCUUUAUUGUUGGCGACUUAAAUGCACGUGUCGGAUCAGACAGAGUUUCAUGGCCAAUGUGCCUUGGUUACCAUGGUGUGGGCAGGAUAAAUGAAAAUGGGCCACGUUUACUUGAACUUUGUGCACAAAGAGAGCUAUGCAUCACAAACACCUAUUUUCAAGGAAAACACCGACACAAGGUUUCUUGGCGUCAUCUGAGGUCUGGUCAUUGGCACCAACUUGACCUUAUUAUCACCAGAAGACGUGAUCUACCAAGCGUUCUCCAUACUCGUACCUACCACAGUGCAGACUGUGACACAGAUCACUCUCUUGUCAUCAGCAAAACGGCAUCUGAUAAAGGGGACCUUCGCAUGAUGUAUGAAGGUAUCAAGAAGGCCAUUGGACCCACUAUCAUAAAAACCGCCCCUUUGAAAUCACUGAAUGGUGAAGUACUGACCGACAAGAAUAAACAGAUGUCUCGUUGGGUGGAACACUAUCUUGAGUUGUACUCCACUGAAACUGAUAUCUCACAAGUUGCACUUGAUACCCUACCUCAACUACCUGUUAUGGGUGAGCUGGAUCAUGAACCUUCAGUACUUGAGCUGAGUCAAGCUAUCGAUUCUUUAGCAAAUGGAAAGGCACCUGGUAAGGAUGGAAUUCCAGCUGAAAUACUUAAAUGUAGAAAAGUAAGAAUAUUACCCCAUCUCUAUGAUCUCCUCCUCCUUUGUUGGCGGACAGAAACCAUCCCACAUGAUAUGCGGGAUGCGAACAUCAUCACUCUGUACAAAAAUAAAGGAGACCGCGGGGAUUGUAACAACUACCGCGGCAUAUCCCUCCUCAGUGUUACAGAAAAAACCAUAGCUAAAGUUAUCCUUAAGAGACUUGCACAUCUUGCUGAUCGCAUCUAUCCAGAGGCACAGUGUGGUUUCCGACCAUCAAGAUCUACAGUGGACAUGAUCUUUUCCCUCCGUCAACUGCAAGAAAAAUGCAGGGAACAGCAGAUGCCGCUAUUCAUUGCAUUUGUCGACCUAACAAAGGCGUUUGAUACAAUUAGUAGAGCAGGUCUGUACAAGAUCUUAGAGAAGAUUGGAUGUCCACCGAAGCUCCUCAAUCUCAUACACUCAUUUCAUAAACACAUGCAUGGUACUGUACAGUUUGAUGACUCCACAUCUAAUAGCUUUGAGUUAAAGAGUGCAUGCUCCUAA